AUGGGUGACUUGUGUUCAUGUUGGGAUGCAAUACACAAUGUUAUGAUGUUGCAACAUAACGAAAUCAGGGCGUCAUUUGAAAGAAGCCUACAUGUCAAGACUCAUGAUUUCAAUAUUAUCACGUACAAGAAACUAGUGGGUGUUGUAUCAAGAGUUGCUUUGGUACUCAUUGCUAAUGAGGUUGAUCGGGUUAAAAACAUUGGAUUUGAUAGUGAACUUUGUGGUUGUAUGUUGAGGCAAACAUAUGGUUUACCUUGUGCAUGUGUAUUAGCUAGAUAUGACGUUGGUGUGAUACCUCUAGGUGAAUUACAUAUUAUGUGGAGUAGAAUGAGUUUCUCUGAUCUUUUAUCAGCUGAAUCAAUACUAGAGUUGGGCAUUCAACAAGAAAUUAAUCUCUUGACUAAUCGAUACAAAGAAGUUGACAUUACAGGAAAAGUCACAAUCAAGCACAAGUUGAGAGAAAUUGUUUGUCCAGAACAAACAUCAAUGAUUGCACCGAUGCAUAAAGUUAAAACUAAGGGUGCACAAAAGACUCGAGCUUAUAGAUUUGAAAGAUUUACUAAGCGUGACCCCUCAUAUUUUGAGCACGUGGAUGCCUUCCAUGAUAGUCAUUUGGGAAAUAAAGAUUUUCAAUCUAAGGCAAAGGCAAGGGCAAAAGAUGUAUUGCUGCUUUAUUGGGAUAACAUGGACAAAUGGAUGACUAUACCUGACAUGGGAUAUCUUAUUGCUAAUAAAUACAAUGUCAUAUUAAUGUGUUUGUCAUUGGUUCAAAAUAUGAUAAUACUUCCACUACGUUCUACACCAUCCGUUGAUAUAAGGCAACAUUGA
Molecule: messenger RNA, 828 nt
Organism: Vigna unguiculata (cowpea)
Lineage: Eukaryota; Viridiplantae; Streptophyta; Magnoliopsida; Fabales; Fabaceae
Source: RefSeq, a predicted model, not a curated record